Microthlaspi erraticum is the source of this 642-nucleotide messenger RNA. NCBI's taxonomy places the organism in Eukaryota, Viridiplantae, Streptophyta, Magnoliopsida, Brassicales, Brassicaceae. The record is from the annotation of a GenBank genome assembly.
AUGGGUUGGCUGACAAGAUUUCUAGCAGCGGUGGCGUUUUUAGCCGCCGGAAUUAUAUUCUCACCGGAGACAUUCGGAUCGCUGUCGAAGGGAGAGAAUUCGGCGAAGCUGUUGAUCUUCCUGAAGCUAGCUCAUCUGCUCAGCUUCGCUACAGCUUGGGGCGCUGCUCUCUGGGCUACCUUCAUCGGAGGAAUCAUCAUGUUCAAGAAUUUACCGAGGCAUCAGUUUGGUAAUCUUCAGAGCAAGAUGUUUCCGGCGUAUUUCACUCUGGUUGGUUCUUGCUGCGCAAUUUCACUCUCUGCUUUUGGGUAUUUGCAUCCAUGGAAGUCAUCAACUUCUGUGGAGAAGUAUCAGCUAGGGUUUCUCAUCUCUGCUUUUGCAUUCAAUCUCACCAAUUUGUUCGUGUUCACUCCCAUGACCAUCGAUAUGAUGAAGCAAAGGCACAAAGUAGAGAGAGAGAACAACAUUGGAGAUGAAGUUGGGUGGUCCAAGAACAGGGAAAAGGCAAAGACUAUCCCAAAGCUUGCUGCUAUGAACAAGAAGUUUGGAAUGAUUCACGGCCUAUCUUCGCUUGCUAACAUCUUCUCUUUUGGAAGCCUUGCUAUGCAUUCUUGGUAUCUAGCUGGGAAGUUGAAUCUCUAA